Messenger RNA from Phaethon lepturus (White-tailed tropicbird), 903 nucleotides. RefSeq names its product cleavage and polyadenylation factor I subunit 1 (gene CLP1). Gene Ontology annotation, biological process: tRNA splicing, via endonucleolytic cleavage and ligation. Lineage: Eukaryota; Metazoa; Chordata; Aves; Phaethontiformes; Phaethontidae. Gene Ontology annotation, cellular component: nucleus. The record is from RefSeq and is a predicted model, not a curated record. Gene Ontology annotation, molecular function: polynucleotide 5'-hydroxyl-kinase activity.
AGUCGACCGUGUGCCGCCUGCUGCUGAACUACGCUGUGCGCCUGGGGCGCCGGCCCACCUUUGUGGAGCUGGACGUGGGCCAGGGCUCCGUCUCCAUCCCCGGCACCAUGGGCGCUCUCUACAUCGAGCGGCCGGCCGACGUGGAGGAGGGCUUUUCCCUCCAGGCCCCUCUCGUCUACCACUUCGGCUCCACCACACCUGGCACCAACAUCAAGCUCUACAAUAAGAUCACAUCCCGCCUGGCCGACGUCUUCAACCAGCGCUGCGAAGUGAACCGCCGUGCCUCGGUGAGCGGCUGCGUCAUCAACACCUGCGGCUGGGUGAAGGGCUCGGGCUACCAGGCGCUAGUGCACGCCGCCUCGGCCUUCGAGGUGGACGUGGUGGUGGUGCUGGACCAGGAGCGGCUCUACAAUGAGCUGAAGAGGGACCUGCCCCACUUUGUGCGCACCGUCCUGCUCCCCAAGUCCGGCGGGGUGGUGGAGCGCUCCAAGGACUUCCGGCGGGAGUGCCGAGACGACCGCAUCCGGGAGUAUUUCUAUGGCUUCCGGGGCUGCUUCUACCCUCACGCCUUCGACGUCAAGUUCUCCGACGUCAAGAUCUACAAGGUGGGAGCUCCCACCAUCCCGGACUCCUGCCUGCCCCUGGGCAUGUCGCAGGAGGACAACCAGCUGAAGCUGGUGCCGGUGACGCCGGGGCGGGACAUGGUGCACCACCUCCUGAGCGAGAGCCCCGACGACAACAUCUCGGAGACCAGCGUGGCUGGUUUCAUCGUUGUUACUGGCGUCGACCUGGAGCGCCAGGUCUUCACCGUUCUCUCCCCUGCCCCUCGGCCCCUGCCCAAGAACUUCCUUCUCAUCAUGGACAUUCGCUUCAUGGACCUGAAGUAGAGGAGGUGGAAGGGGC